UGAGUAUAAGUGAUACGUUAUAUUUAGUUCAUUCAUUGAUUUUCAUUUCCUCACUGAAAAAUGCUACUAUCCCACUUCAAACCCCUCGCUCCCUAUCUCGCCUCUCGCUCACUCGCCACUCCCACUCCUACACCUCACGCGCCCUCCCUUACUGACCAAACCCCAACCCUCACCACCUCUCCGCCGCACUCCGAAAUCCUCUCUACCCGCCAAACACUCCUCUCCCGCCGUGCCUCCGCCUCGACCAUCGCCCUCUCCCGCCUCGCGCGGCUCCGCCUCGCCGAGCCCCGUCUCCGCGCCUUCCUCCACCUCCCGGACGAUGAUGCCUCCUUGCCAGGCCGCCUGCUCGAUGCUCGCAUCGCCGCCGGCGACGACCCUGGUCCCCUCGCCGGCGUGCUCGUCUGCGUGAAGGACAACAUUUGUACCAAGGACAUGCCGUCCACGUGUGGUUCGCGCGUCCUGGCCGGGUACCGGCCCGUUCGACGCGCCGGCGGUGAAAGACUGAGGGAAUUGGGGGGAAUUGUGGUUGGAAACCAUAUGGAUGAGUUUGGAAUGGGAAGCACCACUGAAGCUUCUGCAUUUCAGGUGACUGCCAACCCUUGGGAUGAGUCUAGGGUGCCAGGAGGAUCAUCAGGAGGAUCAGCAGCUGCAGUUUCUGCCAGACAGUGUGUUGUAUCACUGGGAAGUGACACUGGUGGAAGUGUGAGGCAGCCGGCAUCUUUUUGUGGUGUUGUAGGCUUGAAGCCAACAUAUGGGCGUGUUUCAAGAUUUGGACUUAUGGCAUAUGCAUCAUCACUUGAUACCAUUGGCUGCUUUGGUUCAUCAGUUGCCGAUACCGGGAUUCUCCUUCAUGCAAUUGCAGGUCAUGAUAGAUUUGAUGCCACUUCAAGUAAGCAGGAUGUGCCUGACUUCCAGUCUCACUUUGUCUCUUUGAGCUCCUUGGAAAGUAAACCCUUGAAGGGACUGAGAGUUGGUCUGAUCCGUGAAACAAUUGACAAGGGUGUUGAUGCUGGAGUAAUUUCAGCAAUUCGUGCUGCUGCUAUGCAUUUUGAGGAAUUAGGAUGCUCUGUGAAUGAGGUCUCACUGCCAUCCUUUUCCCUGGGCUUGCCUGCAUAUUAUAUCCUUGCUGUGUCUGAAUCAUCUUCCAACUUGUCUCGCUAUGAUGGUAUCAGAUAAGGAAACCAAGUUUAUGCUGACGAACUAGAUUCUCUUUAUGGAGGUUCCCGAGCUGAAGGGUUUGGUUCUGAGGUCAAAAUGAGAAUUUUAAUGGGAACAUAUGCCCUCUCAGCUGGUUACUAUGAUGCAUAUUACAAACGUGCACAGCAGGUACUAAUAAUAUUGUUUUAUUUAUUUCUUCGUAGAUCUCUGAUCUAAGUCCUAAUAAUUGUG
This is a messenger RNA of Vigna umbellata (rice bean), 1389 nucleotides long. Lineage: Eukaryota; Viridiplantae; Streptophyta; Magnoliopsida; Fabales; Fabaceae. The record is from RefSeq and is a predicted model, not a curated record.